Messenger RNA from Solea solea (common sole), 2078 nucleotides. Its product is annotated as retinoblastoma-like protein 2. Bases 130 to 1563 code for a protein of 477 amino acids. The record is from RefSeq and is a predicted model, not a curated record. Gene Ontology annotation, cellular component: chromatin; nucleus; transcription regulator complex. Gene Ontology annotation, biological process: negative regulation of G1/S transition of mitotic cell cycle; regulation of transcription by RNA polymerase II; cell differentiation. The transcript is spliced from 14 exons. Gene Ontology annotation, molecular function: RNA polymerase II transcription regulatory region sequence-specific DNA binding. Lineage: Eukaryota; Metazoa; Chordata; Actinopteri; Pleuronectiformes; Soleidae.
AAUCUGCACCUCAGCCUCGGGGACUUUGCAGCGAGGGAGAAAAAGAAAUCCUUCACCUCAGCUCAACCUCAAAACAGAAGGACAUGCUCCACAAAUCCAACUGAGGACAUUAAAGCAAGGCUGAAACUCAUGCUGCACACAUUUCUGCUCCACCACAGGGACAUUUUAGGCGACGAGAAGACCAAAGAGUUGGGAGUAAAGUGCUGCUGGGAGGCAGGCUUCUGGUAUUACAAGAUCCUAGAGAACCUGAUCUGUCAGGAGCAGCAGAGGCGGCCUAACUGUGACAUCUCAGUCGUCUUGGAGACUGACCUUGUGCAGUCCUGUCUGGUGGCCUGUUGUCUGGAGAUCAGCGUGUGUUCAAACCGUCUCCCGUGUGAUUUACCUCUGCUGCUGCAGAUCUUGAAGAUGGAGUCCUAUCACUUCUGGAGGGUGAUUGAACUAGUGCUGCGGGCCGAGGUAGGUCUGCCUCACACCGUCAUGAGACACCUUUUCCAAGUGGAAGAGAAAGUUGUGGAAGCCUUGGCCUGGACCAGCAACUCACUGCUGUGGGAAGAAGUCAGAGCCAGUGCAGACAAUUUCCCUACCUGCCAACAGGUGAUGCCUCCUGCACAGCUUGAGGAUCCAAACGCCACAGACUUGCAACCCGACCCAAAUCCUCAAGGAGGUGUAAACAGGUCUCAGAGAAGCAGCCCCCUUCACCUGUUUGCUCGCAAGGUCUACAGCCUGAUGAGCAGGCGUCUGAGGCAGCUGUGCUCCACACUGAAAGUGCCCGAUGACUUGCGGCUGAAGAUCUGGACCUGUUUCGAGUUCUCGCUGGUCAACUGCACUCACCUCAUGGUGGACCGUCACCUGGAUCAACUGCUCAUGUGUGCCAUCUACAUCAUAGCCAAGAUUACCAGGAUGGAAAUUUCCUUCAAAUGUAUCAUGAAGUGCUACAAGUCGCAGCCCCAUACCAGCAGAAGUGUAGGGUUUAUUCCUGCCAUCUCUUCAGUCUGCAAAGAUGUGCUGAUUUCAGGGCGACACGUGGACAACACUCCCCAAAACAGUGGAGACCACAACAACAGUCCACCGACUCCCGACUCACCAAGCGCACAUUAUCUAGGACCCAUUCAGGAACGGAGGGGCAAUCUUAUCUACUUCUACAACCAGGCCUAUGUGGCACAGAUGCAGCACUUUGCCAAACAGUUUGCCCGCCCCUUUGGGGUCGAUACUCCCCCUCUGUCUCCGUAUCCUCGACAAAGGAACGCUUCUCAUCGCAGACGCCAGCUGUCCAGUAGCCCCUCCAUCUCUGUGUCGCCAUAUAACCGCGAAACCGCCUCGCCACAAGCGAGUGGGCUCUGCUACUACUUCAACAGGAGUCACCCGGAGUGUCUGCGUGAGAUCAACAACAUGAUCAAAACCGGCAGGUCACCUGCCAAGCGAUGCUACGCGGUGGAUGAAGACUGUCCUUCAGCAAAAAGGCCUCGUUUGGAUGAUCAGUCGGCCUGGCAGAGGCGACUCAGGGACGUGGUGGAUGAUCGCGCCGUGAGCGGGAACCAGGACCUCCACGGUUAUAAAGCCUGAGCUGCAGGAGAAUUAAGAGGCGUAGGACGUCUCACUUCCUGUAACAGCGAUGUCAGGUGUCGGAGGAAAAAGUGCACAGCAGCUUUUUGUCUUUCUAUCUGCCAAGAAUUCAAUUGGGUCAAGACCAACAACACUGUCCAGGUGUUUCCUUGACAAAGGCACUUAACCCGCAGCUCCACGGACACUGGUGGAUGAUGGUGGUUGCACUGGGCAGCUCCCCGCUGGACGCUGCUUUGUGAAAAAUAUAGGGCAAAGUGCUCGGUCAACUUUCUGUUAAAAAAUAAAUGCUGGACUGACAGCAUAAAUGAAAGAACUGUUAGUGUCUUUGACCUAUAUUUGACCUGAUUCAGCAUGACGAAAUUCUAAUUUGUUGAAUGAAGUCUUUAACAUUCAUUAUUGUUCUGUAAUAAACACGUAUUCUUGCACAUCAUGUGCAUGACUCAGCCCCAACAGUAAAACCAUCAGUGUUAACUUCAAUGCUUUAGUAUCUGUGUCUUCCUUUUGAAAUGUACAGU